UCAACUGAUCAACUCAAAAAACCAGUUUAUUUACUGAUCACAUUCAGUAACAAUUUUACGUCGCGCGCGGCAAAAGUGCGAUCUCGAUGUGGAUCUCAUAAGAAUUCAUUGUUGGCGUAGUGCGACUUUGUACAUAUUAAAAGUAUGUUUAAUAUUAUAAAGACGUGAUACCGAUUAUUAUUUAUUUUUUAUUAAAGACACUAGUUAAUUAUUUAUUAUAUUUAUACAAAGCGACGUACUUCGAAACCGAAGGUGUGUCUGUCGUAGGUUCGAAUUUCGAAUUGCGAGUGAACAACUGAACACUGCUUGUGCAUUCACGUGAAAACGAAAAUUGUUACGUGCAUAUAUAAAGCCGCUAUAAAGAGAUGUUAGUUCAGUGUAUAUUAUUUGUAAAUCGAUUGUUACUUGUUAAAUGAUUUGUUCCUCGACAUCAGGACCUUAUGAAUUAAACAUGUGCAGAUCAUUGGGUCGGUUGAGUGAUAAGUCCUGAUGAUAUAUAGAAGGUUUUACAAGCUUGGCUAACAUGUAGUCAUGGCCAGCGGCAAGGCACUGUAUUCUAUAGCUGUCGUUGUACUCGGUUUUAUCUGCUUUGUUGUUGGAGCAGUUGCAGUUGGAUUACCGACUUGGGGUCAUUUUUAUAGCUCUCCCACGGGGGGUCUAGAAAAUCCCAACUUCGACCAAGGCUACUUUGGACCAUGGCGGCUCUGCAAGAGGCUGCUGUACUACAGAGAGAAAUGCGGCACGGACGUCUCGAAGUUCCGACCGUCGACGGCGGUGUAUAUAGCAGGAGUCGUCGCGUCUGUCGGCGUGUCUGUCUUGGGAAUAUUCUGCAUUCUAUCAGUACUGCAAUUGGCCAUGAUAUCGUCGAAAGAGAAAGUUGGAUUCAAAUACACCCAUCUUGUGAUGACGAAGCUGGCUAUGUCGCUUCUAGCAACAUUACUGUCCAUAGCCGCAGCCGGCUUAUUCGCUGUGCAGGGCGAUGACAGGGGAUUUUAUCUCGUUAGAGGCGAAGCUUUCUACGUACAGAUAGUAUGCAUAGUGAUAAACUCAGCGUUGUUCAUAAUGUCGCUGUACGAUACAUUAUUCUCAAGAAGAGUUGGGGGCGACCCGACAAAUCCAUUGGCAGAAAACGAACGUAGUACUACGAUAAAUAACCCAGGUUUUAAAGAAGGAAGAGGUAAAUACGACGGUAUAUCAAUGACAGAUGCCUCCGGGAAACCCUACAGCACAAACGGUCAUGGCAGUGUUGCCUCUAUGAACACAACGGCGACUACCCUAACCGGCUUAUCUGAUGCUAGUACUAUCACGAGAUCGCCUCUAAGAUCCUCAUUAAAGAAACCAAGGCCAAGAGAAGGGGAACCGGGGGGAAUGGGUAUACAGAACCCCGGCUACUCGGGUCACUCACCACCAUUAAAUAGGAACGGUAGUCAGAAAAAGGUACGCAUACAAACACACAGUACUGAAGUGUAAUAUAGUUAUUGUAGCUUUAAGUACCAUCCUACACUAUACCGCUUGCUGUAUGUCAUAUAUAUGCAAGAUUGACGUAUUGGUCUAUAACUAUCUGCCCGAUUCAUAUUUUAAAGAAAACAAUUCAAUUUGAUUAUGACCAGUUCAAUUUCGAACAUAUUCACAAUUUAGGAAAAUAAAAACGUUUUUUGAAUAUAAAAAGGGACUACAAGUAUCCGUGAUUGUCAUUUGAAUUUGCUGUAACAAAAAUAAGCUUAAAAAUAUGAUGUGUGUAUAUAUAUAUACAUAUACAGACAUUUUUUCUUAUAGUAUGUAAGUUAUAUUAGCCCAAUUCACUGAUGACGAGUGUUAAUUAGUAAAUAACCCUAUCUUUACAUGUUACAUGUUAUAUAUAAAAAACUAAAUGAAGUUAAAUAAUCUUUAAAAAGUUUAAAUGACAAAAUUAAUAAAGCAAAUGACUAACCAACAAUAACGAUUUUAAUAUAGACUUUAUACAAAAAAAAAAUUACAUAGACACUACAUAUUGUUACUACUUCUAAAAGCCGGUCACAUAAAGACAUAAUUAUAUAAAUUGCAUUAUUAGAUAUUUCCCUAUUACACAAUUAAACAACACAUUUUCUUUCAAGAAUAUCAACUGUUAUUAAUUUAAACAUAAAUUUAUUUAAUUUAACUAUAAGAAAACUUUACACGCUGUUUGAAACAUAUUUAAAAGAAUUUUAAAUGUUAAAUAACUGCUCAAGCUUACCAUUUAUCAAACUGAGGAAUAUCACAAUUUUUUUAAUAAAAAAAUAUAAAACAAAUAAUUUCUCUCUUCUAACAAUCUCAUAUUCGUGUGAUUAUAACGGCUAGUAUUGGUAAAAAAAGUAAAUUUAUGUACUCACAGCGAUAUUAUGACUUAUGUUAAUUUUUUUAUUCUUAUGAUUUCGUGUCAUUUUUCCUAUUUUUCGUCGUCUUAAAAUUUCAAUUCAAAUGUAACAAAAUAAAAUUAAAAAGCACAAAAUAUUCACACAAUAAAAACUGAACAAAACUACAACAUAAAAAUUUAUAUCAAUUAAAAUUAAACAUUAAGAAAAAACAAUUUUUGACACACGUAGUCACGUCUCGAGACUUGUUUUUCAUUUAUUAACAAAAGUAUAAAAUAGUCAUUAGUAUUUAAAUGUAAGUUCGUGAAAGAUCCAAUUUCUUUUAAAUUAUAUUCGAUGUAAGUAUUAAUUUAAGUAUUAAUUCCAUUAAAUUAAGUUCUAAGUAGUAGAAUUUAUUGUAAGUAUAAGAUGACACAGUUUUACGUAAAUUAUGUAAUAUUUUACGGCAGCUUAUCACAUCGGUAUCGGUAUCGGUAUCAUCAACAUAAGAAUCAACAUACCUACCUACUUCAAAAAGGUUUAGAAAUAUUUAAAUCUUUUUGUUCAUUUCUCACACAAAAUUAAGUUACAUGUAUUAAAAAAACUCAAAGAUGAACGACAAACCGUGUAAUUAAAUGAAAAGUAAUAAUAAAUAAAUAUAGCACCACCUUUUUAUGUAUAUGUUGUUUUAAACGUAGGUCUAAAUAUAUUUUGUUGUACACAUGUACAUAAAUACAAGCACAAAGUGUUUAUUAUAAGAAUAAAAAAAAUAUUUCUACACGUUUUCACGUUGAUUGUUUAUUUUUAUUCAUAAUAAAAUUUCGUAAUAUCAUUUUAAGGUACCGUUUUAAAACCAUGGAUUAUGUAAAUAUAAAUGUGCCUAUUAAUUAAAGUGUGUUUCGAGCGUGUUUUAUUGGUUUACUGCUGUCUUGAUUAAUUUUUUUUACGAUAUUGAUAUUGACUUUUGAGGAAAUAAAACAAUAAAUGUAGUUUUUUCAUAUAAUUAUGCAAAUGUUUUCAAGUCACUAUGCUUGAUGGAAAUUAUGAAAUAAUUUGACGUUAAUUAUACACACAAAUGCAAUAUAAAUAGGUUUAAAGUUUAGUUUAUAACUAGAUUAUUGUAAAUACAUGUUCAUAUUAUAAGAGAAACCCACCAAGCUCUUUCCAAGACCAUCACAUUAAUUUAGUUAUUAAUUGAUUAUUUAAAGGGAACAAUUUUUUUUUUAUUGUAAAAUAUUUAUUAUUAAUUGAAAUUUGUGCCUCUAAUAAUAUGUGCCUUGACUUUUGCCUCUCCCAUCAAUGUAUUAUUUUGAGAAAGUAUUACGUUAUGUUACUCUAAAAUAUGUAUUGUAUGUAUUCAAUUCAAUAUAAGUGUAAAAUGUUUGUCAAAAGGUCUAUAGACAAAAAAUUAGAUAAAGUAUGAAAUACUUCUACAUCCUAAGUUAUUUAUCCGUCCAAGUUCUGGUCUUUAUUUCGUUUAUGUCCUUUUUAUAAUGCCGUAGUCAUGUAAGUGAAAAAUUAUCAAAAACCAGAAUUUUAUCAUUGUUAUUUUGUAUUGUUAGAAACUUUAACUUUUUGCAAAGCAAUGUUUUUCGGAUUAAGCCUUUGUUGAUUUGAAUUAUGAAAAAAAAUUAUAUUAUUUUAUUUAUAUACCAAUAUAUAUACCAUUAUGUUUUUUUUCGAGAAUUUCUUAUUAUAAAUUUAGUUUACUUUAAAUUGUAUAUUACUAAUCUCCGUCCGAUGUUUGAUUACUUAAAUAAUUGUUUUAUUGACAUUUUAAAUUAGAUUCUUAUAAAUAAACAACCUAAAUACAA
Molecule: messenger RNA, 4123 nt
Organism: Melitaea cinxia (Glanville fritillary)
Lineage: Eukaryota; Metazoa; Arthropoda; Insecta; Lepidoptera; Nymphalidae
Exons: 8
Coding region: 532-1470 (312 amino acids)
Source: RefSeq, a predicted model, not a curated record